Molecule: messenger RNA, 642 nt
Organism: Leptopilina boulardi
Lineage: Eukaryota; Metazoa; Arthropoda; Insecta; Hymenoptera; Figitidae
Exons: 3
Coding region: 134-595 (153 amino acids)
Source: RefSeq, a predicted model, not a curated record
GUGACCGUCACUCACACUGUAAAAGUAAUUUUAAAGAAAACGUUCGACAUUUAAAAAUUCUUAACUUUGAUGUUAUCAAUUCAAGAAUGGCAUAAAAAACAUACAAUAGAUUGUCUUAAAUGAACUUAGAGUCAUGGAUAAUAAUCAACAACACCCAUUGCAACAACAACCGUUGCAACAACAACCGUUGCAACAACAACCGUUGCAACAACAACCGUUGCAACAACAACCGUUGCAACAACAACCAUGGCAACAACAACCGUUGCAACACCAACCGUUGCAACAACAACGGUUGCAACAACAACCGUUGCAACAACAACAGAUGCAACAACAACCAUGGCAACAACAACAGAUGCAACAACCAAAUACCCUGCAAAAGUCGCCUACGGCGAUAAAUAUUCGUCACUUUCAAAAUUCUCUAAGAAAAAUGGAGGGAAGAAUUGGCGAAUUAGAAAGGCAAAUGAGGAAAAUAAAACUGGACGUCCGGGACAUUGAAGGCGAGCGGGAUAGAGAAAGAAAGAAAGAACGAGAAAGGGAACGAGAGAGAGAUCGAGAAAGGGAGAAAAAGAGGGAAUACAGGAAUAAAUAUAAUUAAAUAAUAAUAUAAUAAUUUGUGUACUUAAUUAUUAAAAAUAAAACUUA